Molecule: messenger RNA, 1506 nt
Organism: Penicillium roqueforti
Lineage: Eukaryota; Fungi; Ascomycota; Eurotiomycetes; Eurotiales; Aspergillaceae
Product: ribosome biogenesis protein LTV1
Exons: 2
Coding region: 1-1506 (501 amino acids)
Biological process (GO): ribosomal small subunit export from nucleus; ribosomal small subunit biogenesis
Cellular component (GO): cytosol; preribosome, small subunit precursor; nucleus
Source: RefSeq, a predicted model, not a curated record
AUGCCGCCCAAACAGUGGAUUGACAAGAAGAACGCGAGCAAGUUCCAGCUCUUUCACCGGUCUCAAAAUGACCCGUUGAUCCACGAUACCAGUGCGGAGGACCGUUUCCUGUACCAGGUCGGAGGCCCCGCGCCUGCGCCCUCAUCGAACACCUCGAAGAAGACAUUGCCAAAUUUGUCUGACCUCCAGUCCGAAUACGGCGAUAGUGCCCGCAAAAAUGAGGGCGAGGCUGCCAACUACGGCGUCUAUUACGAUGACUCCAGCUACGAUUACAUGCAGCAUCUCCGCGAGCUGGGAAGCGGCAGCGGAGAUGCAUACUUUGUCGAAGCCAAGAAUGAGAAGGCUAAGGGUAGGGCUGGCCGAGGGAUGAAGCUGGAAGAUGCGCUGCGGCAGGUCUCGCUCGUGGAUAAAGAUACCUAUGGUUCGGGCGCCUCCGUUGGUCCCAGUCUUUAUGGCUCACAAUAUGGCGAUAUGCGCUCGACCACUUCAUCCUUUAUCCGCAAGCCAACCUACCAGGAUCAGCAGAACGUCCCAGAUGCAAUUGCUGGAUUCAAGCCUGACAUGGACCCGCGGCUGCGAGAGGCGCUGGAGGCUCUGGAGGACGAAGCCUUCGUCGAGGAUGGCGACGCUGACGGAAUCUUUGGAGAAUUAACAGCUAAUGCGGAGGAAAUGGAUGAGGGCGACUGGGAGGAUUCCCUGUUCGACGACGAAGUCGAUGAUGAGGGAUGGGAGUCGGAUGCUACGGAGAAAGCGCCCGUGCAACCGGACAGCACCGAGGCUCAUCGCUCAAUGGAAGAUGAACUGCCAGAAGAAUCUGUAAAGCCACCAAUGGAUGCAGGCGAGAUGCCCGAGCCUGAUAAGCCGGCUCCCGAUAUGCAGCCCACUGACCAGAGUUGGAUGAGCGAGUUCGCCAAGUUCAAAAAAGAUGCCAAGGCUGGCAAUGCUCCCACACCAGCUGCACCUACAAUCGCAGCAUCGCAGACGAUGGCGUCGACCACCUUCACUGUUGGCGGAACGCCAAUUCGCCGGAAGAAGCGCAAGGGUGCUCUGACCAACCCGUCUGCGUACUCCAUGACUUCGUCCGCUCUGGCUCGUACUGCCGGCCACCGUCUCCUUGACGACCGAUUUGACAAGGUUGAGCAGCUCUACGCUCUCGACGAGGAGGACGAAUUUGAUGACAGCAUGUCCAUGAUCAGCGGGAUGACAGGUGCAACCGGCAUGACGGGCAUGACGGGCAUGUCCACCACAUCAUCCAUAGCCCCUAGUCUGAUCGAUGGUAACGGCGAAGCCGUGCACAGCAGCAGCACCUUCAACAACGUCAUGGACGACUUCCUCUCCAGCUGGGACCCCAAUACCAGUGGACAGGCGAAGCGACACGGCGCCAAGCACAAGCGUGGCAGGAACGGUAACGAGGCCAUUGGUAUCAGAAUGCUCGACGAAGUGCGAUCCGGUCUCGGCCCAGCUCGACUCCAAGGCGUGAAAGGCAAGGUUUCGGGAAAAGCUUAG